Messenger RNA from Electrophorus electricus (electric eel), 3185 nucleotides. The record is from RefSeq and is a predicted model, not a curated record. NCBI's taxonomy places the organism in Eukaryota, Metazoa, Chordata, Actinopteri, Gymnotiformes, Gymnotidae.
UUCAAGCAGUAGUCCCGUGUGAGUGUUUCUGUUGUUAGGCCAUCUGGGCUCAGGAACCUGCGUCCUGUACCGGACCGGACCCGACCCCACCGGUCACAAGAACAACUCGUACUCGGUUUUCCCUAUGCUUCGGGUAUCUCCGACCUGUAAGGGGAAUCCAGCGUUUGGGCGCCAGAAGCAUUUGUCGUCUAUGCGCAUACGAUACGGACAUUCAACACAGAGCUGCAAAACUUGAUGGAUUUGGACACUGCACGAAACGAACUGGGAGCAAUGGGAGAGUCGCUGCAGCCAGCCACACCUAGCCGCCACGAGAAAAGCCUCGGAUUAUUAACCACCAAGUUUGUUACUUUACUGCAAGAAGCGAAGGAUGGAGUACUAGACCUUAAAGCUGCUGCUGACACGCUGGCCGUGCGGCAGAAGCGGCGUAUCUAUGACAUCACCAACGUUCUGGAGGGUAUUGGCCUGAUAGAGAAGAAAUCAAAGAACAGCAUUCAGUGGAAAGGUGUUGGGCCAGGCUGCAACACACGAGAGAUAGCUGAUAAGCUGAUAGACCUGAAGCUGGAGUUGGAGGAUCUGGACCGCAGAGAGCAUGAGCUGGACCAGCAGCGGGUCUGGGUUCAGCAGAGCAUCAAAAACGUGACCGAUGACUCCCAAAACAGCCCUCUGGCUUAUGUAACGCAUCAAGACCUCUGCAGCUGCUUUAAAGGUGACACUCUGCUAGCAAUUCGAGCACCUUCUGGUACACAGUUGGAGGUGCCCAUACCAGAGUCUGUUGUAAAUGGACAAAAGAAGUACCAGAUUCAUCUGAAGAGUUCCUCUGGCCCUAUCGAGGUCCUCCUAGUCAACAAGGACCCCUCUAGUGCCUCUCCAGUAGUGCUACCCGUUCCUCCUCCUGAAGACAUGCUCCAGAGCCUCCCUGCUUCGGCUGUCUCCGCCAGCCAUGCUACCGCUGUCACCUCCAUCGUCUCCACUAUCAAGCCAGCAGGGGGCAGUACUCCAUGCGUAGCCCCCACCAGCCAGAGUCCUGCCAGCACAACUACUGCCACUGCUGCACCUGCUACAGAAGCAUCCAGCAACACAACCUCAAACACUCUGGCCAAUCAGACGUCUCCAGAGGACAGCCAGCAACUUCAGUCAUCUGCCUCACUGGACAGCAGUUCCUCACUUCCGGAGUCCUCAGCCCUUUUUGAACCAAUAAAAACAGAUCCUUCAGAAUUAUUGGACUUUCCUAAAGAACUUUCAGAAAUGUUUGACCCUACUAAAGAAAUCAUGAGUGCAGAUCUACUGGAAGAGCUGAUGUCAUCUGAAGUUUUCUCUCCACUCCUCCGUCUCUCUCCUCCUCCCGGCGACCAUGACUACAUCUAUAACCUGGAUGAGACUGAGGGCCUCUGUGACCUUUUUGAUGUUCCUAUUGCCAACCUUUGACCUCCAAACGCACGCUAGAGUAGCCUACUUGUAUUAAAAAAAAAAAGUUUUUUUAAUACCAACUUCAGAAGUAAAAGGUGUGGUUCUAUUUCAGAUCCAUGUGUAUAAGCUGAUCUACUUGUGUGUGUAUAUAGAGUUGUAUGGUUUUAUUUUUGUCUCCCCCCACCCCCCCCCUUUUGUUUUGUUUUUUGUUUUUGUUUUGUUUGGUAUACGCCUUACCCAAAGCAGUGAGCUACUGAAAAGUGUCACAGAACAUUUCCCUGCUUCGCUCACUCCUGAUGCCUGAAGCUUUACUGAAGUAACCUUAAUAGUGUGACAAUGUCAUUUUAACUCAAUACUGAAUAAUACUUUUAAAAAUCAUUUUAACCCAACAGUACAUGAAUCCGAGUUCUUUUCCUAAUUUGAAUUGAGUUUUGGUGCCUUUUGUCACGUGCUGAGAGAUGAAAAGAAAACCAAACACGAGCAAUGUGAAAAACGUUGAUGAAAUACCAGCUGGUUCCCUGCCUUUGUUCCCUGUCUUCAUGUACUGUGAUGACAUCCUUAAACAAUGGACAUAAGCUUUUGUUUGUAAAAGUGGGCAUAGAUUUGUGUGAAUACAGCAUGUUUACUUACAUGCAGACUAUGCCUCACUUUCUGUUGAUUAUUAUGUCAGCUUGGUGUCCAGUAUGUAGUAUAUGGAAAGCUCUAGCAAAAUGAUCCUGAUGUAUUGACCCAGCCACUUGGCUGAAUCCACUAAGCGUUGUUGUUAUAUCUUUGUACUACAGAAGCAUGAGAGUUUCAGGGAACUGUAAGGCAGUUUUAGCGUUUGGUUUAUAAUUUCCAUGCCAAAAAAAACACCCUUCAUAUUAAAUGCAACAAAUUGGUGAGCCUUGAAGCUUUUUUGUUUGUUUGUUUGUUUGUUUCAGGACUCACUAAUGCUAAGUAUUGGGCAAUAAGACUUCAUACUUUUGUUAUCCACGUGUUUGUUAUUGUUUUUGUCACUUAACUGCACAUAUACCUAAAAUGACUUAACACCGUAUGAACCUAGCGACUUGGCAGUGUAGUUCAACUUAAAUAACUUGGAACUCGCGACUUCCGGAUGUUCCCUUUGCUUAUAUGUGCCCGAGAAAUGACGCAUUAGUUGUAACUUAAGUUAUUAAUUCUGACUGACGAGCUGCAAGUUUUACGUUUUUCAUUGCUAAAUGCGCUAAACUUUUCAUUGUUACCUAUUCCUUUCAUCUAUUGUGAUUUUACAUGUAUGUAUAUGUAUUUUUGCUAAUCGUAACUAAAACGAUUUUGUAUUGUUUGUAUAUGAGUGUGUAAAGAAUAUACAUUAAUGAUGAGAAAUCCAGGCUCAUUUCCACGUGUUGAAGAUUAAGCUGUCUUCUAUGCCCCUGACCAUGUAGACACAGGUUCUGACACCUGAAAGGAAUCGAACCGUUGUUUUGAAAUGUAUUGGCUUGGAUUUUUUUUUAAUGAUAGGGCAAAUGAUAUUUUUAUGGUUGUACACAUUAAGCAUUUUACCAUUUAUUUUUAUAUUUGAUAUGUAGUCAACUGAUCUUAGUAUGCACAGAGGGUGCUUUUCUCAAAAUUGACUUUCAUCUCAACAUCGCACUUUAAGAUAUCACUUUGGAUGCGCCGACCCUGAUGGAUGGAGCGCCCAGUUCAAGUCCAGGGAAACUUCUUUCACAAUGCCAUCGAUGUCUGUCAUUUGUAAACGGCCUAUUAUUAACUUACCGGAAUUACUAUCUGCAAAAAUAAAUAACACUUUUUUAAAAUUA